This is a messenger RNA of Paramuricea clavata, 399 nucleotides long. NCBI's taxonomy places the organism in Eukaryota, Metazoa, Cnidaria, Anthozoa, Malacalcyonacea, Plexauridae. The record is from the annotation of a GenBank genome assembly.
UUUCCUCACGCUGAAGACAAGGUUCCCCACGCUGAGGGUAAGGUUCUUCACGCAGAGGACAAAUUUCUUCACGCUGAGAACACGGUUUCCCACGCUAAGUGCAAGGUUACUCACGCAGAGGAUAAGUUUCCUCACGCUGCGAACAAGGUUCCUCACGCAGAGGACAAGGUUCCUCACGCUGAGGACAAGGUUCCCCACGCUGAGGACAAGGUUCCUCACGCUGAGGACAAGGUUCCUCACGCUAAGGACAAGGUUCCCCACGCUGAGGACAAGGUUCCUCACGCAGAGAACAAGGUUCCCCACGCUGAGCGCAAGGUUCUUCACGCUGAGGACAAGGUUCCUCACGCUGAGGACAAGGUUCCCCACGUUGAGGACAAGGUUCCUCACGCAGAGGACAAG